AUGUCAGAAAAAGAACCAAAAGAAACGGUGGUAAAGUUGGAAGAACACCAAUUUCAACAUUUAUCAAUCAUUCUUAGUAAUAUUACCCAAGAAUUAAAAAACAUUGCUGGUAGGCAGGAGAAAUUAGCAAAAGAGUGUCAAUGCGAAAUAAGCAAUAAACCCCGCACUCCUUAUUAUGAUACUUCUAACUAUGGUUAUGCUUAUUGUGAAAUUUGUGAAACAAGAAUAGCAGGAGCAGGAAAGCAUGGAGUUAUAAAAAACCGCAAUGACCCGAAGUUUUGGGGGUUGGAGGUCAAAGAAAAAGUGCUGUGCGGUAAUUGUUUAGAAAAUAAAAAAGAAAAAAUGUCACCCUUACGAAAGGCCGAAUUUAACAGAUAUCGGAAAGAACUUCAAUUUGGGCUUGGUGAGAAGAUUGUUCUUGGGGGUCUUCUUGAAUAUUUAGUUCAUCUAAAUUAUAGUUAUCAAGGUCUAAUUCUAGGAUGUUUGAUUUCAUUUGGUAGAGUUUCAUUAAAUGCUUUGGUUGCUCAACGUUGGUGGUAG
Molecule: messenger RNA, 540 nt
Organism: Entrophospora sp. SA101
Lineage: Eukaryota; Fungi; Glomeromycota; Glomeromycetes; Entrophosporales; Entrophosporaceae
Source: the annotation of a GenBank genome assembly